CGAAGGAAAUAGCUCAAGGCGCAGGCAGAUUCAGCGAGUGGGGAUACUGCAGAGAUGGAUGGAUUCCAUUCUAUAGGAUCCAAGCUGGAUUCCAUAGGGGUGGCUGAUGUUGUGUGGAUUAAUGACUCUUUAUCAGAUGAGUGGCGUGGGGUUUAUAGUGAAAUCAAAUGGAUACAGGUUGUCACUGCAAUUCUAAGUGUUUUAGGUUCUGGAUCAAUCAUUGGUUACGCUGUGUUUCAUAGUGCGGUGAGAUCUCCAGAGGUUCGGCCACUUUUCUAUCUCAGUCUGUCCGACUUGCUCUUGGCCCUCUGCUGGCUCCUAGGGACAGUUUUGUACAGAAGAUCAGUCUGCAGUAAGAAUGUGGCCUGUUACAAUCUGCAGUCUGUGGGGCAGAUGUUUUAUUUGUCUACCUUUUUCUAUACAUUAAACUACAUGUGGCAGCUCUGCAGUAGCCUGAAGAGAAAGUUGGAGAAUGAUUUACACAAGAUAUCAGACCUAGAACGCUGCAUAGGAAGAAUUGCAUUAAUACUCUCCAGUGUUGUGCCUGCAUUUCUCAUCAUCCCCGUUCUGUAUUUCGGGAAUAGUGAACAAUGUUAUGGAAAUGCCACCCAUCCACACAGUUGCCUGGUUGUGAACGUAGGAUCAUCUGUUACAUCAGAUGUGCAUGCGUAUACCAAUAACACCUGCAAAGCCAUCCACUUCUACAUCACAGCCGUCUUUCUAUCCACAUUCUUCCUCACAGUCAUUUCUAUAUUGGUCCUUCUGGGAUUUGUGGUUAGCUUAUUAAGGAAGUGUAAAAUAGCAGACGAACAUCGGACGGUGAUCACAGUAACCAAACGGGCCUUUCUGCUGUACUCGGCCAUCUUCCUCUUCUGCUCAUUACCAGGGGUUGCAUUAACCCUUUGUAAACUGGUUGAUCAGGAUGGAAAAAGUGAAGAUUACAGAGUUCUUUAUUUUUUUCAGGCUUUUACUUCAAUAUCUCAGGGAUUUCUCAACUGCUUGGCAUACGGAUGGACUCAUCAAAUGUUACGAUGCUUAAAGCAGAACAGCUUCCAUGAUGUGGAAACUCAGACACCCCUCCUACGCUCACAGAAGAGACACUACGCUAGCACACAAACGUCCACAUUUUGUACACAGCCACAAAACAUCACAGUUUUAUGAGUACAUCAAGAACUGCGUUUAUAUUUAACAGAAGACGAUAGACAAUAUCAUGGACUCAUAGCGUUUGGUACCUGCGAGUAGGAGAACACUAGGCGUGGAACACGGAUGAUCAGUACACGUUUAUAAAUACUGUAUAUAUGGUGGACCUUUAAAUUUGCAGCUCAAUUCUACAAAUAUGGAUGUGUCAUCAACAGACUGAAUGAUGGAUUUCGGAUACAUUUCAGUCUAAUGGCAUCUCCACAAGAAGAACUGAAUGAACACUGUGCAGCUGUUCAAAUUAUAUUUUUUAUUGGGUGUCUUCAGGAAAUGCUUCGAGGUGUCUCAUUUUUGUAGGACAUAAAGACAUUUUAAAAUACCCAUUGGGUUUUCCAUUUAUUUUGCACACGGCAAACUGCCUACCUAACAAUAAAAUGAAAUACAUAAAUCAUUCAUAUUGAUGUAGGUUUUAUAUCUGUUGGGUAAAAAUUCCAAAUCAGAGGAAAAUAAUCUCUACGCAGUUUAGGACUCUGGAAGAGCCACAAACCUCUUAUGUCGUGUUUCAUACAUUGUGUUUGCGUAAGGGGUUCCGAACAUCCUACCGCAUACCUGUGCCAAGAACUGAUUGUAUGGAACAUUUUGAUGAUUAAUACCAUGUUUGGUUUUUUCCAAGUGCCAUUAUGUGACCAAUUUUAUAUAAUGUAUGUGUUAGCGUUACUCAGUAUUUAUUUUCCCUAAAAGAAACUGUUGAAAUAAUGACUUA
Spea bombifrons (plains spadefoot toad) is the source of this 1900-nucleotide messenger RNA. It is a transcript of the gene TMEM116, whose product is annotated as transmembrane protein 116. The transcript has 11 exons. The record is from RefSeq and is a predicted model, not a curated record. Lineage: Eukaryota; Metazoa; Chordata; Amphibia; Anura; Pelobatidae. Gene Ontology annotation, cellular component: plasma membrane. Gene Ontology annotation, molecular function: G protein-coupled receptor activity. Gene Ontology annotation, biological process: adenylate cyclase-activating G protein-coupled receptor signaling pathway. The coding region runs from base 55 to 1161 and encodes 368 amino acids.